AGUCAUUGCAGUGUGCAUUGCCUUUCUAGUAGUGCUAGUAGUAGGUAGACAGUUCGAAGUUAUUUGUUUCGUAAACUUAUUCCAUUUUAAUAUCUAUUCAGCCACCUCCUUGAAGUAUUAUGGCGCGGCACUUCAGAGAGGAAGAUAUUGAUGAAUUUAGGGAGUGCUUCUCACUGUAUGCCAGAAGCGGCUCGGGACAAAUUCGUACUCUGGAUCAGUUGACAGUAAUCAUGAGAUCUCUUGGCAUGAGUCCCACUAUUUCUGAGCUAAAGAAGUACUACAAAGAAAAGGGAGGAGUGCUAAGUUUCCCAGACUUCCUGGACGUGAUGCACCAACAUGGCGGCCAACAAAAUGUUUCAGGGGAAAUUCUGGCAGCGUUCCGAGCCAUGGACACGGGCAAGACGGGUGUGAUCAGUGCGCAGCAGCUACGUCACACGCUGUUGCACUGGGGGGAGCGCCUCAGCACCCGAGAAGUUGACCAAAUAUUUCGGGAGGCUAACAUCAAGCCCAAUGGACAGGUUCGCUACGAGGACUUCACCAAGAUAGUCUGCGCUCCCGUGCCCGACUAUUACUAACUUACAUACCUACACGUGCUGUUUGUUGAAGUUUGGGCGUGUUUUUAUUUUAAACUGAGUAGUUCAAAUGUUGAUAUGGUCAAAAUUAUCCAGAAGGCAUCAAUUUCAACUCUAUUGAACCACAUGUAUUCGUCAGAGCCAGUAGUAUGAUAGGUGUGCACACGUACACUGAAAUUUACUUACUAAUAUAUCCUCGAAUUUAGACCUUUGACAAUUGUGCAAUUCAUUCCCUAUGAACCAAAGAAUUAUUUAUUGCGUCAUAGAUAGUGCCUUGUGUUUUUUAGACUUUGUGUGGUGAUUGAUAACUGGAUUGAGCUUCCAAAUGUUACAGAGUGUACGUUUUACACAUAAAUGACUAUUUUGCAAA
Messenger RNA from Hyalella azteca, 942 nucleotides. Its product is annotated as calmodulin-like protein 4. The transcript is spliced from 5 exons. The coding region runs from base 120 to 575 and encodes 151 amino acids. Gene Ontology annotation, molecular function: calcium ion binding. Gene Ontology annotation, cellular component: myosin II complex. Lineage: Eukaryota; Metazoa; Arthropoda; Malacostraca; Amphipoda; Hyalellidae. The record is from RefSeq and is a predicted model, not a curated record.